Molecule: messenger RNA, 1251 nt
Organism: Uloborus diversus
Lineage: Eukaryota; Metazoa; Arthropoda; Arachnida; Araneae; Uloboridae
Product: lachesin-like
Exons: 9
Coding region: 1-1251 (416 amino acids)
Cellular component (GO): neuron projection
Source: RefSeq, a predicted model, not a curated record
AUGUCGUCUUUUUAUUUUGAAACAAAUAUUGAUACAGUUUCAAAUCCUCCAUCAUUGAUUGGUACUCAAAAUCACUCAGUCGCACAUUUGGCCAAACUCCCUUCCUUUGCAGAGCCAAUAUCAAACAUAACAGUUCCAGUUGGAAGAGAAGCAAUCUUGCAGUGCACCAUUGAUGACUUAGACAAUUAUAAGGUAGCAUGGAUAAAAGUGGACACAGAAACUCUUCUAAGUUACCACACAUACGUGAUACCAAGAGACAGUCGCUUAAAAGUUUCUAAUAGCAACAGUGAUCGCCAAUGGGACUUACAUAUCAGGAAUGUUGAUGUCUCGGAUCGAGGUUUCUACAUGUGCCAAAUAAAUACAGAGCCAAUGAUUAAUCAAGAAGGAUUCCUGGAUGUCACUGUUCCUCCUUCGAUUGUGGAAGAAUCUACGUCAACUGAUAUGACCGUUGACGAGAGGUCGAGAGUAAGCUUAAGAUGUAGAGCUGCAGGUUAUCCUGCGCCAAGAGUAUCUUGGAGACGAGAAGAUGGCAAAGAAAUCAACCUUGGGCCAAUGGGUGCACAGAAAACCUCUGUGCUCCGUGUGGAAGGGGAGUUCUUAAAUCUGACACAAGUUAUGAGAGAAGACAUGGGUGCAUAUCUAUGCAUUGCAACUAACGGCGUACCACCAUCGGUGAGCAAAAGGAUACUUUUACAAGUAAACUUUCAACCGAAAAUUAGAGUCAGCAAUCAAAUGGUGGGAGCUGUAAUUCGCAAUGACGUCAUUUUGGGCUGUCGACUUGAAGCCUCUCCUCGACCACUUACAUCAUGGAUCCGGAAUGACGGUGUCAUUCUUUUGAAUAAUAAAAAGUAUGAAAUCACGGAAGAAGCUGAUUCUUACAGAAUCCACAUGCAGCUAAAAAUUAAAAACCUGGAUGAGAAAGAUUUUGGUCACUACAAGUGUGUAGCAAAAAAUACUCUCGGGGAUAAAGAGGGAUUCGUGAGACUUAUAGAAAUCAAUCCUCCAACAAGUAUCCCUCAAUCAACUCAAUCUAGUGAAUACUACGUUCCAGUACAAAGAGGAGCUAAUGAGCCAAAAAACGAUUCCAAGAAAGGGUACGGAAUACCAGCUCCCAAUUCCCUUAGAGAUGAAUCCCAAAAUCUGUCUUCAGAAGAAAAACAGAGUUCAUCCAAAGAUAGCAAUGUAGAGGAUGAAAAGCUCCGAUGGAAGCAAAAUCAAAUACCAACAACUGGAAACGAAGAUGGUAAAUAG